Molecule: messenger RNA, 1788 nt
Organism: Pseudozyma flocculosa PF-1
Lineage: Eukaryota; Fungi; Basidiomycota; Ustilaginomycetes; Ustilaginales; Ustilaginaceae
Exons: 1
Coding region: 1-1788 (595 amino acids)
Source: RefSeq, a predicted model, not a curated record
AUGACUGCCCAGGAAGACGACACCACCACUGCCGAAGACGCUCCCAUCGUCGAACCGCUCAGCGAUGAGCUCAACAUCCGCGAACCCGUCGUCCCAUCGGCGCGGAGCUCUAAGCCGCAGUCGCAGACCCAGCCACCGACCGACGCCGCCGCCGCCUCUCCCAAUCUUGCUCCUCCUCUGACAACCGCACUGCCCAACCAGGCGCAUCCGCUCUCGGCAUCAGCGCCAGCGCCGACAAAACCCGCCAAGAGCCCUCGAGUCUCGCUCUCCUACGCCGAACGCCCGGAACGGCCCUCGCGCAGGGAGAACACCUCUGCAAUCUCUGCCGCAAGGCCCUCCGAGGACGGCGGCGGCCUUUCCCGCGAGCCUUCUCAACACCGUCCGCGCAGGUCGCAGUCAGUGCAGCGCGGGAGGCGGAGCAUCGAUGCCGCAGGCGCAGCGGUGCGUCGUUCCCUCUCCAUGGUCCGUAAGAGCGAUGCCGGCCCCAUCGAUCCCCUCCAAGAGCCUCGCAGGUCGAUCGGCAAGCGCGACUCCGAGCUCCAUCUCAACCAGCGCGACCCGCACCUUGCCAACAAAGAGUGGUGGAGGCAGGCGCGACGGGCCGUUCCCUUUGCUGCGCCCUACGAGAGGUCCGGCGUCGUCCUCGACCAGCCGGCCGCGCUCAAGGACUGGGCCAUACCGGGUCCUCUGACCCUCGGCCACGGCCAGUGGUGGUACCUCACCUUUGGACAGAGCCUCGUCGCCGCCGUCAUCUCUGGCGCCAUCAACUUUGGCGUCGCCGUCGCCCUGUACAAGGGCCGCGACACCGUCGACCUAUGGACCUUUUCGCGGCAGACGGUGGCCGGCGACAUGGGCGUCACGGUCAUCAUCCAGCAGAUCGUGUCCUUCAUCAUCACGUCAUCCUUGACUCACCACGACCUCUACGCAGGGCCCAUUGGCCCUCUUCGGCGUCCCUGGCCGCCGCUGCUUCACCUGCCGUCGACGCCCGAUCCUGCCGGAAGCUGGCUCGGCGUGAGGAUGGCAGAGGACGUCAAGCGGGACGGAGUGCCCUGCUCCAUGGGCCGAUCGGAGGGCAAGUCGAAGGCCAACGGCUACUGGUGGUGGUUUGUCCGAGCCGUCCUGACGGGCAGCGAGCGCAACGACCUGCUGGCCACCGGCAUCUCUUGGCGGCAGAGGCUCGAGCGGCUGGUGUGGACCGCGGCGCAAGGCUUCGGCUUGUGCGUCCUCACCUUCUGGUGGUACUGGCCCUUGGCCAUCGCCAUCGUCGCACCCAUCUAUGGCGGGCGCGAGCUGGCCGGCACCUGGAUCCCGAUGAUCAUCAAGCUCCUCUUUGGCGCCAUCCUCUCGCUCCUCACCAACCCCAUCAUCGCACUCAUGGCCAUGGGAGCCGAGAGCUCGGUGCGCCGAUGCUACCCGGAGCUGCCGAUCUGGUACCCUUUUGGCGGCAAGGCCGACUUUGAGCAGUGGAAGGCCGAACAUGGCGUCGUAGACCCGGUCCCGGACCACGACGACGCCAACGGGGCGGCCGGCGCAUCGGAUCGGGACGCUGGCAAUGAGGCGGACACCCAUACCAGGGAGACGACUGUGACGGGCAACGGAACACCGCCAACAAACCUGCGCGGCAAGAAGACCUCGAUCGACGGCGAGCGCGAGGAGCAGCCGGCUUUCCUUGGAUCGACGCCGAUCGGGCGGAGGAUCACCGAGGAGCCAGGGAGCCUGCUUACCGGCGAAGACGAGGGUGCCGAGGGAACGCACCCUGGGCGAGGUAGGGAUAGCGUCGACGGCUAG